Pyrus x bretschneideri (Chinese white pear) is the source of this 1354-nucleotide messenger RNA. Its product is annotated as NDR1/HIN1-like protein 6. The transcript has a single exon. The record is from RefSeq and is a predicted model, not a curated record. Lineage: Eukaryota; Viridiplantae; Streptophyta; Magnoliopsida; Rosales; Rosaceae. Bases 14 to 1216 code for a protein of 400 amino acids.
ACUCCGUACCGCCAUGCCUCGCCCUGGUGACACCAACCCACAUUUUGUCCGGCCAUAUCCGUCACAAACUCCAGAACAACUUCCCCAAACAUCUCCACACGGUCCAUUGGUGCCACUCCCACAGCACCAUGGCCAACACCCCGCGCCACCCAACCUCAGACCAGACUGGCCUGGACCGCAUCACCCUGAACCACCAGAAGUCGAGCCAGAACCAAUACAAUUUGAGCAGGUUCGCCGGCCCCGGUCUAAGCAUCAAUGGCGGCAUUCCAACCCAGCGGGUCCAUUGGUGUCAUUUCAUCCACAAUUCGAAGAACAACAUCCGCUGACAGACCAGCAAACCCUACCACUAGUUCCAUCAGUGCCAACCCCGCACCCUGAUCAUGAAGACCACCAUCCUCGGAAAAAGCAUCAAGGCCGGAAAACCCAGCCUGUAGUUCCACCCGUGGCAGCUCCAUACCAUGAUCACGAAGGCGAACGACAUCCUAAGAAAAAGCAUAAAGGCCGGAAAACCCCACCUCUAGUUCCAACCGGGCCUUCCCCGUACCAUGAUCGUGAAGACAAACAGUAUCCCUCGCCACACGGUUCACAAGGGCAGCCGCAUAGCCGACGUACUCACCCGCAGGGCUUGCUCAUACCACGCCCUCAACAAACCAACGUCUUCACAUGGUCCGGAGCCAUUUGCUGUGCAAUUUUUUGGGUUCUCAUAAUCAUAACGGGCCUAGUGGUUCUCAUAAUCUAUCUUGUUUUCCGUCCCCGGACUCCGAAAUUCGACGUCUCUUCCGCCACGCUAAACGCCGCGUAUCUUGACAUGGGAUAUCUUCUCAAUGCCGACGUUACAGUGCUGGCAAACUUCACCAACCCAAACAAGAAGGUCAGCGUCGACUUUAGCUACCUGAGCAUUGAUCUAUAUUACGGAAAUACCCUCAUUGCCACCCAGUACGUAGAACCCUUCUCGGCAGAGAGGAGUCAGUCCAUGUUUGCAAAUGUUCACAUGGUGGCCAGCCAGGUGCGUCUCGGAGUGCUGGAAAGCCAGAGGCUUAAGAAGCAGAUGGAGAACAAUCGGGCGGAGUUUGAGGUGAAGGGGUAUUUCCGGGCACGAGCUAACUUCGGAAAGAUCCUCCGAUACUCGUACUGGUUGCACGGUGACUGCAGAGUUGUGCUCACUAGACCUCCUGAUGGAGUUCUGGUGACUAGAAAAUGCAAGACAAAGCACUAAGCUAGCAUUUGGAAUUCCAUCCUUUUUCUUUUUCAUCUUUUCUUUUUUCUUGGAUUGUGUUUCAAGCAUCGAAUUUUCGCCAGUUACUUCCAAAUUUGUUUCAUUGACUUUCGUAUUCAUAUUGAGAUCCCGAUUGGA